Laccaria bicolor S238N-H82 is the source of this 374-nucleotide messenger RNA. RefSeq lists its product as uncharacterized. The record is from RefSeq and is a predicted model, not a curated record. The transcript has a single exon. The coding region runs from base 1 to 180 and encodes 59 amino acids. Lineage: Eukaryota; Fungi; Basidiomycota; Agaricomycetes; Agaricales; Hydnangiaceae.
AUGAUCUCAUGUGAGGGAAUUUUCCUGCUGGACGUAGUGUUUGAAAGUCCGGUUCGGUCCGGUUUUUUGAUGCCCAGGGGCGUUAACCGUAACCGUAACCGGUCUGCAUUUUCCCCAGAUGUCAAAAGACCAGACCGGACCGCAAAAAGACCGCAGACUGCGGUUUUUUGCGGUCUAUAGACCGGUUUCGGUCUGCAUCGGUUUUAACUGGUUUAUGACCGGUCUUUAGGCCAAUAUUUUAAAAUUAUUAAUCGGUAAAUUUAUUAACAUUUUUAAUAGCUUCAAAACGAGCCCAAGAACGUUAAAUUCCGUUAGGAAUUGGUGCUUCUAUAAAAUAAGUCUGGUACAUCUAUUAUUCCCCAAAGUAAUUUACA